Molecule: messenger RNA, 6148 nt
Organism: Dreissena polymorpha
Lineage: Eukaryota; Metazoa; Mollusca; Bivalvia; Myida; Dreissenidae
Product: DNA replication complex GINS protein SLD5-like
Exons: 7
Coding region: 85-756 (223 amino acids)
Biological process (GO): DNA-templated DNA replication; double-strand break repair via break-induced replication
Cellular component (GO): GINS complex
Source: RefSeq, a predicted model, not a curated record
UAAAUCAAUGAUUUUCUUACUAGACAGUUGGCGGGAAAAUGUUAAAGAGUUAAAAGGCAUGCAUUAAAUUAUUAUUUUUUAACCAUGGAUGUUCUAGAUGAAUUGGACAAUUCGGAAAAUGAAAGCGAAGAAGAAGCGGAGGCGAUGACCGCGGCCGACGUACUUCUUAAACUCGAAGAGGCAUGGCUGAAUGAGAAGUUUGCCCCAGAGCUACUUGAAUCAAAGACUGAGCUUGUGGAAUGUCUGCUCGAGCAGAUUUCAGAAAUGGAGGAAAACUUCAAACGAGCAAAAAAAGGCGACUUCAAAGUCAACAUACACAGCAUGGAGAUUGAUCGCAUUCGAUAUAUAGUCAGCAGUUAUUUGAGAUGUCGACUGAAGAAGAUAGAGAAGUUCACAGCCCAGGUGUUGGAGGAGGAAGCCAACAGGAAGGAUGACGACCCCUCUAGGCUGUCCCCGGAGGAGUUUGCCUUCGCCAGGGAGUACUCCUCCAACCUAGAGGGACACAUACAGCACCUUGCACUGCGACAUAUGCCACAGAACCUGCAGGCUCUCAACAACAAACAGACAGCACCAAGGCCAAAUCUAGACAAGUAUGUUUUCCUGCGGGUGAAUGUUGCCACAGACGGGGUACUGGUGGAGGAAGAAACAUUGGACACUGGGGAGGAGAUAGUGGACUUGGAGAAGGGAGACCAGCACAUCAUGAGAUAUAAGCCGAUGAUGUCACUCGUGAACUCUGGGGCAGUCUCAUUGAUAUGAGUUACACAAGACAGCACCAGAUUUCUACACUGCUACACUGUGUGAUAGAAUUUGUCACUUGAUAAUAACCACAAUAGAUUUAAGGUGUUUAACCCAUUUAUGCCUAGUGGACUCUCCCAUCCUUCUAAAUUGGAUUAAUUUAUUUCCAAAAUUAGGGAUGUCUAGUAUAUUUAUUUCUAUAUUUAGAAUAUUUCUUACAGAAAUUCCUUUAAGCAAACAGCGCAGACCCUGAUGAGACGCCGCAUCAUGCAGCGUCUCAUCUGGGUCUACGCUGUUUGCAAAGGCCUUUUUUCUAGACGCUAGGCAUAAAUGGGUUUAAUUUGUGCUGCUGAGGAAAUACACUCUUCCUCACCUGAAUGCAGAAUAUCACAAGAGAUUUCCAUCUGAAUUGAGAAAUAAGUUUUGAAUUCUGACCAUUUUUUACAAUUACCUGUGCAUGUAUGUAUUAAGUAACUUGUGAAUAUGUGGAGCCUUUGACAUGUAAAUUCUAAGAAUUGUGCAUUAAAGUAUUUAUUUUUGUAUAAAUUUUAAAAACAUAUUUAAUUGCUAUUUCAUGUAUCCAGGAACUGUAAAUGUUAAUAAGUUGUAAAUUCCUUUACACAGUAACUUGUCAAUGUCCUGUGAAUUCAUGUACGAGUGACUUAGGAAUUAAUGUAACUAGUGACUUGUGAAUUUAUGUUUUUAUAAUCCAAAAAUGUUGUGCAUUUAAAAUGUAAAAACAGUCCAAGAAUCAAUUGCUAUCAUUACUUUGUGUUGUUUGUCUGUGACAUAUCAAUACAUAUAAUGUGCAUUAAAUUCUAUGUACUGAUUGAAUUAAUGAGUAUCUUGUUUAGCAACUUUUAUGUGAUGUUGUGUGACAUACUGAAAUUAUUGUGUAACAUGUGUGAAAAAUUGCAGUUUAUUAAGACACACAUUUUAACAUUCAACCAAUAUUAUUAUGCUCCCCAUAUAUAUAUAUGGGGAGCAUAUAGUUGCCAGUUUGUCCUUCCGCACAUACGUACGGUCACACUUUUGUUACAGUUUCUCAUAGCACCUUCAAUACUUAAACGAUCUCUUUCAUAUUUGGCAUGUAGAUACCUUGCAUGGACCUCUACCUUUUGAUGACAUUUGAGGUCACUGGGGUCAAGGUCACCAAGGCUAAUAAUAGACUUUUGUUACAGUUUCUCAUAGCACCUUCAAUACUUUACCGAUCUCUCAUAUUGGCAUGUAGAUACCUUGCAUGGACCUCUACCUUUUGAUGACGUUUGAGGUCACUGGGGUCAAGGUCACCAGGGCUAAUAAUAGACUUAUGUUACAGUUUCUCAUAGCACCUUCAAUACUUUACCAAUCUCUUUCAUAUUUGGCAUGUAGAUACCUUGCAUGGACCUCUACCUUUUGAUGACGUUUGAGGUCAAGGUCACCAAGGCUAAUAAUAGAUUUUUCCGUCACACUUUUGUUACAGUUUUUCAUAGCACCUUCAAUACUUUAUCAAUCUCUUUCAUAUUUGGCAUGUAGGUACCUUGCAUGGAUCUCUACCUUUUGAUGAUGUUUGAGGUCACUGGGGUCAAGGUCACUAAGGCUAAUAAUAGAUUUUUGUUACAGUUUCUCAUAGCACCUUCAAUACUUUACCGAUCUCUUAAAUAUUUGGCAUGUAGAUACCUUGCAUGGACCUCUACCUUUUGAUGAUGUUUGAGGUCACUGGGGUCAAGGUCACCAAGGCUAAUAAUAGAUUUUUCCGUCACACUUUUGUUUCAGUUUCUCAUAGCACAUUCAAUACUUUACUGAUCUCUUUCAUAUUUGACAUGUAGGUACCUUGCAUGGACCUCUACCUUUUGAUGACGUUUGAGGUCACUGGGGUCAAGGUCACUAAGGCUAAUAAUAGACUUUUGUUACAGUUUCUCAUAGCACCUUCAAUACUUUACUGAUCUCUUUCAUAUUUGGCAUGUUGAUACUUUGCAUGGACCUCUACCUUUUGAUGAUGUUUGAGGUCACUGGGGUCAAGGUCACCAAGGCUAAUAAUAGAUUUUUCCGUCACACUUUUGUUAAGUUUCUCAUAGCACCUUCAAUACUUUACCGAUCUCUUUCAUAUUUGGCAUGUAGGUACCUUGCAUGGACCUCUACCGUUUGAUGACAUUUGAGGUCACUGGGGUCAAGGUCACCAAGGCUAAUAAUAGAUUUUUCCGUCACACUUUUGUAACAGUUUCUCAUAGCACCUUCAAUCCUUAACGAUCUCUUUCAUAUUUGGCAUGUAGGUACCUUGCAUGGACCUCUACCCCUUGAUGACGUUUGAGGUCACUGGGGUCAAGGUCACCAAGGCUAAUAAUAGAUUUUUCUGUCACACUUUUGUUUCAGUUUCUCAUACCACCUUCAAUACUCUUUCAUAUUUGGCAUGUAGAUACAUUGCAUGGACCUCUACCUGUCCAUUUGCAUGGGUGUUCUGCAAUGCAAACAUUUGCAAGUAAUGCCAAUUCUACAUGUGUUUACAAGGUUUUUGUAAGAUUUGUACCUAGACAUGUAGCCUCUAGAGUGUUUACAAGAUUUCUUUAUAGCCAAAUAAGGAAAACUGCCCCGCCCACUGGCAGCCAUGUUUUUCAACGGACCGGAACCACUUUUGAACUCAACAAACAUAUCAAUAAGACAAACAUUUGUACAAAGUUACAUGAAGAUUGGGCAUAAAAUGUGACUUCUUUAGUGUUUACAAGGUUUUCUCUUUUUUUUUACCUAGUGACCUAGUUUUUGAUCAAGCAUGACCCAGUUUCGAACUCAAUCGAGGUAUCGUUGGGACAAAUCUUCUGACCAAGUUUCAUGAAGAUUGGACAAGAAAUGUGGCCUCUAUGGUGUUUACAAUGUUUCUCUAUAGCCAAAUAAGGAAAACUGCCCCGCCCACUGGCGGCCAUGUUUUUCAACGGACCGGAACCACUUUUGAACUCGACCAACAUAUCAUUAAGACAAACAUUUUGACAAAGUUACAUGAAGAUUGGGCGUGAAAUGUGACUUCUACAGUGUUUACAAGGUUUUCCUUUUUUUGACCUAGUGACCUAGUUUUUGACCCAGCGUGACCCAGUUUCGAACUCGAUUGAGGUAUCAUUGAGAUAAAUCUUCUGUCCAAGUUUUGUGAAGAUCGGACAAGAAAUGUUGCCUCUAGAGUGUUUACAAGGAUUCUCUAUAGCCAACUAAGGAAAACUGCCCCGUCCACUGGCGGCCAUGUUUUUCGGCGGACCGCAACCACUUUUGAACUCGACCAACAUAUCAUUAAGACAAACAUUUUGACAAAGUUACAUGACGAUUAGCAUGAAAUGUGAAUUCUACAGUGUUUACAAGGUUUUCCUUCUCUUUUUUUACCUAGUGACCUAGUUUUUGACCCAGCAUGACUCAGUUUCGAACUCGAUCGAGGUAUCAUUGGGACAAAUCUACUUACCAAGUUUCAUGAAGAUCGGACAAGAAAUGUGGCCUCUAUAGAGUGUUUACAAACCAAAUGUUUACGACGGACGGACAGACGACGGACAAAGACCGAUCACAAAAGCUCACCUGAGCAAUUUGUUGAGCUAAAAAGCUUGUGAACAAUGCAGAGGCCACAAUUAUUGAACAAAUUCAUGAAAGUUAGUUAUCACAUUUUUCCAGUUAUAUCUCUCCCAGUGCCAUUGUGUUACAUGGGGUAAAAGAAAAUAUGUCACUAUGUCAAAUAAACGAAAAAUCUUUUGAUCACCAUAUGCGUAAUAUUCAUGCAACUUGGUCAGACCAUUAGUCCCAAUGUUAUCUCGGUCAAGUUCAAUUGUCACAUGGGUCAACAUGUGUCGUUCUGUCAAAUUUAAGCAAAUGCAUGCCAACACUAGAAGUGGCAUUUGUUUGCAUAAUCUUCAUUAACCGUGCUCAGAACAUGUUCUCAGCAAAAUUCAAAAAUUGCUGUGGUCCGAUAAAAGUCAUGGCAACGUGGGGCAAGGCAGUUUUUCUUAUAUAUAGCUGUUGGAACUCUAUAGAAGUUACAUGUUGUGACCAAGCAUAACGCAGCUUACUCAGAACAUGUUUUUCCAUAGAUAUCGGGGCUGACUUAGAAAAUGUUUCCGUCCCGCUGAAGAAGAUCUUGCGGGUAACAGUUUUCGUUAUAUGGCUAUAGUAGAACAUUACCUUAGAGCAGGAAAGUUCCUUUGGUUUCAGGUGAGCGUUUUAUGGCCUUUUGCCCUCUUGUCAGAGUGCAACAUUUUACAGAGGCAAAUUCCUCGUCUUACCUUAACGUCGCUGAACUAGGAACACAAGGAUAAAUUGAUCAUAACACAUUUUGGUUGAAAAUCUCUUCGUGACUCCGAUGCCUGUAUACAAUGUACUUUGUGAAUAAGACAUCAUCUCAAAACGUUUGGUAUUAAAAAUAUAUAAAUAUAUUUAUAUAACUUAACAUGACACUGUAUGAACAUUCAAACUCGUUCAACGACCGAACCGCAUUUACAUACAUAUGGUAUGGUAUGUAUAGAAAUUAAAACAAAACAUAAAUUAGGAAUACCAUACAUAGAUCAUAAGUCAAAUCUGUCACAUACUUGUGAUACACAUCCAGAUAACAAAGUUUAUCAUGAUCAAGGCAUGUUAUCAUACCUCAGUUGUAAAUACUGACGAAAAUUUAUAUUGCGCAAUACCGCAAAAGUCAUUCGAACCCAGCAUGAUCCGUUGGCGGUAUUUAUUGAACGAAACUAGUAGAAGUUACUUUUCAACGGAGUCCCUCAUGAAUGCUGUGUUUACGUACUCUCUUUGCAUUGUAGAACGUGCUCGUCGCGUGAUCACUGUUGUUCAUUCACUGAUCCACGCACUCUCUUCAUAUUACGGAAGAUGCUCGUCGCAUGCUUUUAAUAUUUUUUAACUGCUUGAUGUAUUUUGAUGGUGUAUUAUGGUACGCCAAGCCUUCCUGACGUUGAUGUUUGGUUAGUUUGUGUUGUUAAGUCAAGCCGGUAUUUUUAUGAGUCAUAUUGACAUUAUUUUGGUUCAAGUUUGCGUGACGUUGAGUUAUCCUGUUGAGUCAAGUUUUUUUAAGUUUAGCAAAGUUAGAACUGUUGUGUCAAAGUGAAAUAAUGCAUUGUCAAUUUUACAUCAUAUUGGUGAAUGGUGGAUUUAUUUAUGUGGUUUUAAUUUUGAAACCAAGUUGAGUCGCAUUAGUAUAAUAGCGAGUUUAUAUGACAUAUGCUGGAGUCUAAUGGCAUUGAGUUGAGUCUAUUUGACAUUAGGUUAAGUGAAGUUAGCGUUUUGUUGUUUUAAAAACCAAUAUGGUGGACUCAAGUUUUCAUGACACUGUGUUAUAUUGACGCUUGUUUUAAUCACAUUGGAAUUUUGUUAAUCCAGAAAUAAAUAAUGUUUAGACUUAAGUCGUAUUUUAAGUCAAUUCAGUGUAUUUUAAUGUUACGUUCCAGAAAUAAACCUUUCAGCAAAUAUG